AUGGAAACAGGAAAGAGGGAGCUGUCCAUGGUCAGCAAGUACAUAAAGGAAAGGAUACAGGAGAUAGAGAUAGGCAUGGAGGUGCGGGAAAUAAAAGAGCCAGAGCACGUGCACAAUGAAUCAUUCGAAAGGAACAUGCGGAGGAAGAUGAGAAAGUCAAAGAUAAGAAAAAGAGUAAGAAAAAAUUCAUCCUGCUCUGAUCUGGAGAACAACGAUCUGUCGUCUGAAGAAGUAAUUACAAACUCGUCAGAGAAAAGCGAGAUAUCGCUGGAGAGAGGAGAAGAGAGAAGAGAUAAACACACAAGAGCAGCAGCACACCAUCCAGGAGUAUGCCCAGGAUCUAUAGUAGAAGCCUCGCCAAUCCCUUCUUCCAAGAAAAUGAAGUGCGGCUGUGUGAGCCAUGGGGCUAAAAAAGUGUCUAAAGCUGAUUUCUUCUCUUCAGCGGCAUAUGCCACGCAGUCCUCGAGAAGAAAAAGUAUGAAUUAG
Molecule: messenger RNA, 486 nt
Organism: Nematocida minor
Lineage: Eukaryota; Fungi; Microsporidia
Exons: 1
Coding region: 1-486 (161 amino acids)
Source: RefSeq, a predicted model, not a curated record